This is a messenger RNA of Manihot esculenta (cassava), 1240 nucleotides long. RefSeq lists its product as uncharacterized. The transcript has 2 exons. The record is from RefSeq and is a predicted model, not a curated record. NCBI's taxonomy places the organism in Eukaryota, Viridiplantae, Streptophyta, Magnoliopsida, Malpighiales, Euphorbiaceae. The coding region runs from base 459 to 950 and encodes 163 amino acids.
CCAAACAAUUCUUUUUUCUCUUUCCUUCUUUCUCUCUCUCUCUCUAGCUAUUUGAUAUAUAUGCGUGUAUGGAGAAUUUUUGUGCAGGAGAAACAAAAAGCAAUCUCUUGGUUUUGUUCAUAUAAAAGAUUUGGGAUUCUUCUUCUCUGAAAGUUUUCCAGAAAAAGUUGCUUGAGAUCGCAAUAGUUCCAGAGAAAGGAGAGAGAGAGCAUAAAAGGUUAAAAGAAACAGAGAAACCAGAAUUCUCGGAAAUGGUUUUCUCGCGUGAGAUUUUGUUUGCAGAGCAAGAGAAGGUUGAAGAUGGAGAGUGGGAGAAAGAGAGAUAAUAUUCACAAUCCCCAGUAGCAGCAGAGCAUAAAACAGAGCGAUACCUAUAUCUCUCUCUCUGUAUAUACACACACCUAGCUUUGUACUCAUCAAGUUUAUAUUUUUCUGCUUCUGCUGGGAAGAUUUUGCAAAUGUCUGCAACUAUAGUCAGUGAUCCAAUGGUGGUAUCAACCCCAGAAACCCAACCAUCUGCAGCAGCAGCAGCAACUAAACUAAUAGCAACACAAGCAGAAGAGUUCGCCAAAUGUGAUUGCUGUGGUCUAAUCGAAGAGUGCACUCCAGCUUACAUUGAAAGAAUAAGAGAGAGAUACCAUGGAAAAUGGAUUUGCGGACUCUGUGCAGAAGCUGUAAAAGAUGAGAUUGUGAGGGCUACAGAGAGGCUUAUCAGCACAGAAGAAGCCAUGGCUAGGCAUAUGAACUUCUGCAAGAAAUUUGUAUCAUCUGGCCCUCCUCCUGAUCCAACUAUCCAUUUGAUAUCUGCUAUGAGACAGAUUCUCAAAAGAAGUUUGGAUUCGCCAAGAAGAUUAAGAUCAACCCCAUCUAGUCCCACCAACGGUAAUGGACAAAUGAGGGCUUCUGUGCUUACCAGGUCUGAGAGUUGCUUCCCUACUUUGUCCAGCUGAGGCAUGAAGAUGUGGACUGUAACAGUGCAUUUGGGGCAAAUAAGAAAGUGAGGGAAAGAUCAAGAAAAUGAAAAAGAAAGAAGAGGGGGAAGAAAUUAGGAGCUUAAUGUAGUUAUGGUAGAUAUUAAAAUUAAAAAUAGAACUUCCUUGUCGGAAUAUGAAAUCCCAUUUUUCCUGAAACUCCAUGUUUCAGUUGUAUUUGUGAAAUUGUCUUCUCUUUAAAUUCUUGUUUUUUUUCUGUUUACUAAAUUAUAUGAACAUGUCUCAAAGUUUGAGUGUGGUUGGGCUAA